GGGGCGCAGCCUUGCGGAGUGGAGUGCUCCUCGCGGUGCCAGCGCUGCCCACGCGAGGCAGGAUUUGUGGAUCAACCGUGCUUUUGCAUCAUGGUGGCAGACGGCUCGCUGAACGCAGCUUCGCCGUAGGGUCGGCAUGCACGGUUUCCCCCGGGGCCGUAGGCGACACGAGGAGGAGGAGGAGGAGGAGGGAGGAGGAACAGGAGGAGGAGGAGGAGGAGAAGGAGGAAGAGGAGGAGGAGGAGGAGGACGGGUCGCCUAAGUCCUUCGGAGAAACCCGCCAGGUCGGCAAGGGUAGCCGGCGCCCGAGGAGGGGGCCCAGGAACGCCGCCGAUUCCGUUGUCGGCUACACUCGACGUUGACAGCUGGGGUACAUGUACAUGGAGGCCAGGCGCCAGCCGCCCAGUGCAUCGCGGCAGUGCUCCGCGGCAGCCGCGGCGAGGCACCGCGGCAGCCGCUCCGUGCCCCCCGCGCAGCGCCUCGCUCAGUGCACCGCGGCGAGGCACCGCGGCAGCGCUGCGCAGUGCACCGCGGCAGCGCUGCGCAGUGCGCCGCGGCAGCCGCUCAGAGCACGCGGGCCGGCCGCUCAGUGCACCGCGGCAGCCGCCGCCUCGCGCUCCAGGCGCUCGGCCCGCAGCGCCUGCAGCCGCAGCUGCAGCGCGGCGGCGGAGCCCGGCGCGGGGCCGCCGGGUCGGUGGAGGCGCGGCGCCUCGGUGUACCUCUUCUGCGACUGCGCCGUGCGCUGGGCGCGCCGCCGCGGGUACGCCUCGUCCGCCAGGCAUUCCUGAGGGAGAAGCCAGGCGCAGCGGCCGCGAGGGGCGGCAGCGGCCGGAGCGCGGUGCCGCGGCGCUCGAGCAGCUGGUGCAUGCCGGGGAGCUCGGAGAGGCUUGCUGGACAGCGGCGGCCUGCGCGCCAGGGGCCCCGCUUGGCCCGCGGGCGCCUCGGGCGGCGGCGGCGGCGGC
Prorocentrum cordatum is the source of this 962-nucleotide messenger RNA. NCBI's taxonomy places the organism in Eukaryota, Dinophyceae, Prorocentrales, Prorocentraceae. The record is from the annotation of a GenBank genome assembly.